Neoarius graeffei (lesser salmon catfish) is the source of this 3067-nucleotide messenger RNA. It is a transcript of the gene dnpep, whose product is annotated as aspartyl aminopeptidase. Gene Ontology annotation, molecular function: zinc ion binding; aminopeptidase activity. The record is from RefSeq and is a predicted model, not a curated record. Lineage: Eukaryota; Metazoa; Chordata; Actinopteri; Siluriformes; Ariidae. Gene Ontology annotation, biological process: proteolysis. Bases 94 to 1515 code for a protein of 473 amino acids. The transcript is spliced from 15 exons.
GUAGUCGGACGUUUCCGCCUCUCGCGCCACUUUAAGUCUCUUUGGUGUUGCUGGGUUUAUUGCUGUGAUCUCAGGCUGACUGACUAAACCUUUAUGCAGUCUUUAGUCAUGAAAACCUCGAAGGAAGCUGUCCAGAGCACCGCAAAGGAGUUUCUUAAUUUCGUUAAUCGUGGAGUUUCACCAUAUCAUGUGGUUGAAGAGUGCAAGACUCGACUUUUGAAAGCUGGUUUUAGGGAGCUAAAGGAAUCUGAACACUGGGAUAUCAAACCAGCAAACCUGUAUUUUGUUACCCGGAACUACUCUUCCAUUGUUGCCUUUGCUGUGGGCGGCCUGUACAAACCAGGCAAUGGCUUUUCCAUCAUCGGAGCCCACACGGACAGCCCCUGUCUGAGGGUAAAGCCAUGCUCCAGGAAGGCGAGGUCAGGCUGCCUGCAGGUAGGUGUAGAGUGCUAUGGCGGAGGAAUCUGGAACACAUGGUUCGACCGCGAUCUGACCAUUGCUGGCCGUGUCAUGGUCAAGAAUGAAGAUAAGCUGGUGCAUCGUCUUGUGCACGUCCAGCGGCCUAUCUUGAAGAUCCCCCAUUUGGCCAUUCACCUGCAGAGAGACAUCAACGACUCAUUUGGCCCGAACAAGGAGAACCACCUCGUGCCUCUUCUGGCCACCGCCAUUCAGGAGGAGCUCGAGACGGGUGCUCCUGCUGCUUCUAGUGAUGCCUGCAGUGGAAAGUCUACAGCAGAGAAACACCACCCGGUUCUGAUCCAGCUGCUCUGUAACGAGUUGAAGGUCAAGUCUGAUGCGCUGCUGGAUUUUGAGCUGUGUCUGGCAGACACACAGCCAGGGGCACUAGGAGGUGUGUAUGAAGAGUUUAUUUUUUCUCCUCGUCUGGACAACCUUCACAGCUGCUUCUGUGCUCUGACUGCUCUGAUAGACACUAGUACUUCUCUCUCAGGAGACCCAAAUAUCCGUAUGGUCGCGCUGUACGACAACGAAGAGGUAGGGUCAGAGAGUGCUCAGGGCGCCAUGUCAAAUCUGACAGAGCUUAUUCUGCGUCGCCUGGCAACCAGCCAAGAAAAUCUAACUGCCUUUCAGGAGGCCAUGCCCAUGUCUUUUAUGAUCAGCGCUGACAUGGCUCAUGCUCUGCACCCAAACUACCAAGAUAAGCAUGAAGAGAAUCACAGACCUGCUUUCCAUAAGGGUCCAGUCAUAAAGUUUAACAGCAACCAGCGAUACGCCACCACCGCCGUAACUGCCUCAAUCAUACGAGAGAUUGCAGGGAAGGUGGAUGUGCCUCUUCAGGAUGUGAUGGUGCGGAACGACAGUCCCUGUGGAACAACCAUCGGGCCUAUCCUUGCUGCUCGGCUGGGAAUUCCUGUUUUGGACAUGGGCGCUCCACAGCUGGCCAUGCACUCCAUCAGAGAGAUGUGCUGCACAUCUGGAGUCCUCCAGACCACAACUCUAUUCAAGGGCUUCUUUGAGCACUUCCCCUCCGUGAGAAACAUGGUCGUGGUGGACUAGAGUAUGCUGACGUGGCACAGCAUAACUUGACGAAUGGCCAGAUGUGUAUACAAAUGAAGAAAAUGAAAAUCUCUCCAUCUCAUUUUAAUGAUGGAUAAUUAAAGUGCUCAUCUUACGAAAAUGGCAUCAUAAAAUCCUGGAUUUUCUGUGCGUGAUGUGCUCAAAUAGGUUGUAGAGUUUACCAAUAAAUAAAUUGGUUCGAAAGAGAAAUUCCAUUCCAAAAAUCACUCAAAGCUCAUCCGCCAUUGUUAGAUCACAGUGAUUUUUAUUUGUCAGUGGUGCUGCAUGUGUGACAAUCGUAUGCACAACUGCCACCUUUUGUAUCCACAUGACUCUGUAAUAUUCUCUGCAAUGGCAUGCGUUCUUGAUGCUAACUCUUUUGAAAUAUAUGACGAAAGCGCUUCAAAUUUGUCCUCGAUCUCUGGUUGGUUGUCUGAGGACGAUUUAGAACCUAUAGCCACGGAGAAAGAGGCGGACAAGCCAAGUCACUCGUGAAGAAGAAAAAGAGGAGCAAUGACUGCUCCAGCAGUUUUCUGAAACCCAGGAAGUUGAUGCAUGGUACAAAUCAUAGUUUUGCUCUUUUUUUUUUUUUUUAAACUGAUUUGGUGUUCAGCUUUCACAGUGAUGAUAAAGCAGUGUCUCUAGCUACUAAAUACGUCUUUUUUUAUUGUUUAAAAGAAUAAAAGACUAAGGACAAUUGAUAAAUUCAAGCAACAGGCUAAACACAAGCUUAACACUUCCUGUGCGGCAGUGAGCUCUUUGGGACGUCGUUUCUAACUUUUGUUUCCAGAUCGUAGAAACUGCUCCACAUACCAUACCAGAUGUCACUCAAAUCCUUCUAUGUAAAUCUGCCUCACAAAUGUAUCUUUUUCAUACCGGCUUGAAGUUACCUCUCUUUGUCCACGUAAAUCGAACCCAUUUCAUUCUGUAAGCAUCCUGCUGACUUUGGGCUAUAAUGGAUCAAAAUUCUGCCUCUUUUUUUAUUUUUAAAUCAGCUAUAGUUGAAUGGCCUUGAACGAUACACCUCUUAAGAGGCAUGCUUUGGUUUUAAUUUAGUUUUGGAAUAAAAAAAAUCUUGUUAAAAAUGUGCUACACUUUGCAAAGCAGACGAAGCUAGAAAUGCUGCGAACUUUCAAGCGUUGUGCAUAUGAUGUCACUUCCUUUGAAUUAGCAAUAACUUACCAGGAACGCAUUCGUGUAAUGGCGGACUCGGAGCCAAGCUUUACCAGCUAAAUAGAACAUGUUCCCGGUCUCGUAUUACGUAAAAUACAAUUUGGACAGUAAACUAUUUAACAUGUCUAGUUUUAUAAGGUAUGAUUUCCAGGGGCGAUGUCAUUUUCUUAAGAAUAGCACUUUAACGGUUUUAAAUUUCUAAGAGUUUUUACUCCAGAGUGAAAGCCCCAAAAACUUUGACUGCUAGUUAGAACCUUCUGGUUCAAGAACACAAUUUACUCCAAGCAAAGUAGUUAUAUGGAUUAGAAGAACUUUCAACACCUGUUUUAUUUUGUUCAAGCAAAAUUGUUAGACAAUAAAAAUAUGUCCCUGUUGUUCA